AACUGUAACAGAACUUUCAGUUUGGGUCGAGUUAAUUCCAAUUGAUUACUAGCUUCAUUGUUGUUUUUUGUUAGCACCAUCUGAUUGGUUUGAUUAUCAAAAUAAAGUAAUUUAAAAUUGUUAAAGAUGAGUAGCGCGAGCAAGGUUGGUGAAAUAUUCACAGCCGCAGGAGCUGCUUUCAACAAACUUGGAGAUCUAACAAUGCAACUGCAUCCGAAUGCAGAGUCACCAGCAGGAAAGUGGACAGAUGAAGAAAUUGAGAUGUUGCGAGCAUGUGUUAAGAAUUUCUCAGAUGGUCUGAAUGAGAUCAGUGAACAUAUUAAGUUACGAACAGUGUCACAGAUAAGAACAGCUUUGAAAAAGAAGGCAUUUGAAGAUGCCGGCUUUCCUGUGAGGCAGAUGAACACAACAGUGCAAGUCUCCCAACCUCAAAUUAUCAAGAGCGAAGUUACCUUAAACAUGCUGAACGCUGGAGAAUCUGAGGUUGAUGUCGAAGGUUUACAUGAGGAAGUCAAAUUGGAAUUUGAUUCAGCUAGUGAGGAAGUAACCUCAUAGAUUAUUAUUUUUUUUGUAUGUGUGUGGAAAUGAUAUAUAGGUUAAACAUUUUUAUUAUUUUG
Messenger RNA from Nicrophorus vespilloides, 617 nucleotides. Its product is annotated as chromatin complexes subunit BAP18. The coding region runs from base 127 to 555 and encodes 142 amino acids. Lineage: Eukaryota; Metazoa; Arthropoda; Insecta; Coleoptera; Silphidae. The transcript is spliced from 4 exons. The record is from RefSeq and is a predicted model, not a curated record. Gene Ontology annotation, cellular component: MLL1 complex; NURF complex.